Entamoeba nuttalli P19 is the source of this 639-nucleotide messenger RNA. RefSeq lists its product as hypothetical. Gene Ontology annotation, cellular component: endoplasmic reticulum. The record is from RefSeq and is a predicted model, not a curated record. Lineage: Eukaryota; Evosea; Mastigamoebida; Endamoebidae. The transcript has a single exon. Bases 1 to 639 code for a protein of 212 amino acids.
AUGUUGUUUAUCUUUUUCAUCCUUGUUUUGGCUUUUGUUAAUGCUCAAGAAGAAGCUGUUAUUGAAACACCAGAUGAAAACCAAGUUAGUCCAUUAAUAAUAGAAAAAAAUAUUGAAGAUGACCUCUUUUUCACUGAAACAGAGGUAACUAUAGUAGUUACUGUAACAAAUCCAGGUCCAUCAAAUGUAUCAAAUGUAGUUAUUUAUGAUGAAGUUCCUCAAUGUAUGAAACUUGUUGAAGGUCAAAGUAAUAGUGUUACCUUUGACUUUAUUCCAGUUGGAUCAACUGUUAAUCUUACUUAUGUUGCUGUACCAAUUCUUACUGGUACUCAUUAUAUUGAUAGUGCUUAUGUCAACUUCACUUUAAAUAGAAUGAAAAAACAAUUAAUAUCAGAUCCAUUUGGUAGUAUUUUCAUUCAACCAUAUAAAGGAUUUAUUUCAGUAUGUAUUGAAUGGGGUGUCAUUAUAAUUAUUGGUUGCGUUCUUUGCCUUCUUUGGGCCUUUUAUAAGUCUAAAAAAGAAGCUUAUAGACAAAAAAUCCUUCGUUCUAAAGGAUUUGGUAAUGCUUCACCAACUACUACUACUUCUCCAAAACAAUCUACUCCUUCAAAAGUUGCUGAAAAACAAAAAUCUGAUUAA